Messenger RNA from Canis lupus familiaris (dog), 2797 nucleotides. It is a transcript of the gene IL11, whose product is annotated as interleukin 11. Gene Ontology annotation, cellular component: cytoplasm. NCBI's taxonomy places the organism in Eukaryota, Metazoa, Chordata, Mammalia, Carnivora, Canidae. Gene Ontology annotation, biological process: positive regulation of MAPK cascade; positive regulation of cell population proliferation. The coding region runs from base 1462 to 2370 and encodes 302 amino acids. The record is from RefSeq and is a predicted model, not a curated record. Gene Ontology annotation, molecular function: growth factor activity; cytokine activity. The transcript is spliced from 2 exons.
GCUUUGGGGGCUGGAUUUCUGAGGAGGGGCUGGGGGCCUGGACUCCUGGGUCUGAGGGAGGAGGGAGCUGAGGGCCUGGACUCCUGGGUCUGAAGGAGGAGGCUGGGGGUCUGGACUCCAGGGUCUGAGUGGGGAAGGACUUGGGGCUGGGACCCCUGGGUCUGAGGGAGGAGGUGGCUGGGGGCCCAGACCCCUGUGUCUGAGGGAGGAGGAGGCCAAAGACCAGGUCUGAGGGCAGCUGUCCAGGAGUCCAGACCCCAUUUCUCAAGAAGCCCUGUGAGUCUGACUCCCGCUCUGCGCAUCUCUUGUAAACAUCCUGGUGGGAGCUGAGUGGCCCUGGGCUGCCUCCGUCAGAGAUGACACAGAGGCCAGACAGGACCCCCCAGGGACAGACAGACGGACACACACAGCCUCGGACCUGCUGACCUCACACCAGCCAGUCUUCCCUUGCCCACGGGCAGCACAUGAGCCAGGACCCCUGCUCCUGGCUCGUAUCCCAGCAGCAUCUUACCAAUGUUUGUGACCACCCCAGCACUGGGUCUCCCGAGCCUUGUCUCUGAGCCUCUGAGCUUCUUUGUGUGUCUAUAGAUCACAUUGUUUUGCAUCCUUGUCUUUUUCUCACUCUGGAUGUCUGUGCUCUGGUCCCUUUCCGUUUGUUGGUGUCAUCUUGCCACUUUUUGUGACUCCCCAAUCCUGCCUGUCAGUGUCUGUCCCCCAUCCCUUCUUGCUCUUCUAGCAAAGGAAAUAAUCUAAGCCGCAUCCCUGUCUUGAAGACUCAGGGUCCUGCGUAAUCCCUGACCUCCUGCCUCGCACUCACCCAGUCUCCCUCAGCCUCCUGAAGCCAGGGAAGAUGGAAGAUGGGGAAAGAUGACCCCACGGCCCCAGGGUGCGGGCCAAGGCAAGAUAAUCCAGGGGGACAGGCACCAGCCAGGACACUGGCCCGGCCCCAGACUCCUGACCUUUCCAGUAGAGCAUUCCCCAAACAGCAGAAUGGCCACACCUUUUUCUCCACCUGGGAACCAGGGUUUAGGGCGUGGACACCUGACAUCAAGGUCUGAAGGAGGAGGAGGCUGGGGGUUCAGGGUCUGGGGUGGCCCCCCAGGUUCCCAGUGGAAGGGGCUGCCAUUGCAUGAUCCCUAUUGUUGCUCUCAGACUGGCCCCAGGCCCAGUCCCCAUCCCCUCAGGCCAGUCCAUCCCCCAGGCUGGUGGCCUGAGUCACCUUGGCUGGCCCCGCCGGUCUGGGGGGGGGGGCUACGUCAGUUCUCCCCUCACUGACGCAGCCUCAGGCCCCCCCACGCUGACUCAGCCGGAAACAGGCCCCCUGAGGGGCGGAGACCCAGUGGUCAGAGGCCUGGGUCCCUGCGGGAGUAGAGCAGGAGCUGGGGAGGGCCCCUGGGGGGCCCUGGAAGGGGUGGCCAUGACAGACCGAGAGAGCGUGCUCUUACCUGAGGCAAUGAGGUCAUGUCCCACCAUGGGGGGGCUGUGACCUCACCUCCCCAGGGACUUGAGCAGUCACCCUCCCCCAGUGGUGGGGAAUGGGAGGUGGAGGACUUUAGCCCUCAUUCAUCCCUGGAGCCCCCCUGCCAGCUCAGCAGUUUUGAAGGCCAGGAGAGGGCCUGCAGGGGGACCCUUAGAAAUCUGUGUCACUUUUUCUUCUUACUCCCAUCCCGUCUUUCACUAGGAGGGGAGAUCCUUCUGGGGAUGAGGCUCUGGACCUGGUCCCUCACUGGCUCUGCUCAGUGGACUUGGUGCUCAUCCCGAUGCCUCUGUCUGCAAUGCUGUCCUCCCACCCCACCCCACCCCCGCUGUCAGCAUGUCUCCCUCUCCUGCUCUGGUGUCCCGUGCAGUGUACUGCUACCUCUGCCCUGUUCCUGUCUCCACUCCCUGGCCGAGCCGCUCUCUUCUUGUGUCUGUCACCCUCAUUAUCAUGCCUGCUCAUUCACCAUCUCCAGCUCUCACACUGGAUAUUACAUCCUUCUCUGGGUCUCCCUGCAUGUGUUAAUAAAAAUCAAGGAAGAGAAUUGCAAUGGCUCAUAUUUGUUUAUAUUGACAGCUGACCCUGUGCCUUACACGAGGGAACUCAUCCUUACCCAGGUGUUGGGGUGUGUGUGUGGAUGGGUGGAACGGCUGCUGGGUUAUCCCCAUUUCACAGAUAAGGAAACUGAGGCACAGAGAGGGUGCAACAGCACCUGUGCAAGGUCCCACCUCAUCUGGGCUUCUCACGCUCUCUCAGUCCCCUGUCUCUGCUGUUCCCCCCCCACUGCAGAUUCUGCCCAUCACUGCCGCCAUGGCUCAGCACCUCCAUCUCUGUGUGCCUACAUAUCCUGGGGCCUCUGCAGCUUUGUCACCUGCUGCCUGCCUCCCCUCUAAGCCUGCAACAAUCUGUCCCUUUUUCUCCUGGUGUCUCUCUGCUCCUGCAAUGUGUCUGCUUGGUGUGCCCAUUUCUCCGUGUGUCAUCUCUAUCUCUGCAGUUCAGACUCUUGUCUCUGUCCCAGGGUCCCCCUCAUCUCUCCAAGCGUCUCUGUCUUCUUGCUCGGGUCUCACACUCUCCUCCGCUCGCUUUCUCUGUCCCUUGGAGUCUCUCUGCCUCGCUCAUCCAUGUCCCCAGGCCUGUGUCCUGUGGCCCUGUCCCCAGCUCUCCCCCAGCCUCCCCUCCUCUCAGUCUGUCCGGUCCAGCCAACCCCCUGACCGCAGACCCCCUGCCCACAGCCCACAGCCGGGCCCCAGCUCUCCAGCCGCGGGUGUCUGCCCCUGUGGCGGCCUGGGCCCAGGAGGUGGAGGGAGGGGACGCCAAUGA